CAGCACUCACACUGUGAGCAGGUAGAGGAGGAGAGGAGGUACCGAGAGCCACUCUCAAGUGUCUCUACUUGUUGAUUCGCCCCAGGAGAGGUGGACAGGACGGACUGGACGUGCUGAUGGUCCGUGCAAAACUCUUAUAAUUUUUCAACAUGUCGCUGCGUAGCUCAUGAUGCCUUCAUCAGCACCAGGCGGAGCGCCGGAGAAGUGGACGGACAGAAGAAGUUUUAACGCGUUUACUCUUGAAAUGUUGCUGAUGUCCGUCCAUGAGCUGAAUCGGGACAUAAGGAAGACACUCACAAGAAGAAACGAGGAGGGACCCUGAUGCGGUCAUCUACAGGACUAUGUCUUCUUAAACUACCGGGCUGCAUCUUCCAGUCUUUUCAAGUGACCGAGUGACUUGAGUGAAGAUGAUCAAAGCGGGGACUCGGGUGGCGACCUCGCUCCCACCGGCUACGAUGGACAUCAUCCGAAGCAAGACCCAGACCCGCCGAGUGAGACUCAACGUCGGUGGUCUUCUCCACGAAGUCCUGUGGAGGACGCUGGACCGGCUUCCUCGCACAAGACUGGGCAAGCUGAGGGACUGCAACACCCACGACUCAAUCAUGGAGAUAUGCGACGACUACAGCUUGGAUAACAACGAGUUCUUUUUCGACAGACACCCAGGCGCCUUCACCUCCAUCCUGAACUUCUACCGCACCGGAAAAUUGCACAUGAUGGAGGAGAUGUGCGCCCUCUCGUUCAGUCAAGAGCUGGACUUCUGGGGAAUCGACGAGAUCUACCUGGAGUCCUGCUGCCAGGCCAGGUAUCACCAGAAAAAGGAGCAGAUGAACGAAGAGCUGAAGAGAGAGGCCGAGAACAUGAGGGACAGGGAAGGAGAGGAGUUUACAACCACAUGUUGUUCCGAGAAGAGGAGGAAACUCUGGGACCUCUUGGAGAAGCCAAGCUCAUCAUUUGCUGCUAAGAUCCUGGCGAUUAUCUCCAUCCUCUUCAUUGUGCUGUCCACCAUUGCCUUGUCUCUGAACACCCUUCCGGAGCUGCAGGACACAGAUGAGUUUGGCCAUGCCUCGGAUAACCCACAACUGGCCCAUGUGGAAGCUGUGUGUAUUGCCUGGUUUACCAUGGAGUACUUGCUUCGCUUCCUCUCCUCCCCCAGCAAGUGGAAGUUUUUUAAGGGUCCUCUGAAUAUUAUCGACCUGCUGGCCAUCCUGCCCUACUACGUCACCAUCUUCCUGACAGAAUCCAACAAGAGUGUGCUGCAAUUUCAGAACGUCCGUCGAGUGGUUCAGAUUUUCCGGAUCAUGAGGAUCUUGCGUAUUUUGAAGCUGGCUCGUCACUCCACAGGUCUUCAGUCUCUGGGCUUCACUCUGAGGAGGAGCUAUAAUGAGUUGGGCCUGCUGAUCCUUUUCCUGGCCAUGGGCAUCAUGAUAUUCUCCAGCCUGGUCUUCUUUGCAGAAAAGGAUGAAGAGGACACUAAGUUCAAAAGCAUCCCAGCUUCCUUCUGGUGGGCUACCAUUACUAUGACAACAGUAGGCUAUGGAGAUAUCUACCCAAAAACUCUACUGGGGAAGAUAGUUGGAGGUUUGUGUUGCAUUGCUGGAGUACUGGUGAUAGCCCUGCCUAUCCCCAUCAUUGUGAAUAACUUCUCUGAGUUCUACAAAGAGCAAAAGAGGCAGGAGAAAGCCAUCAAGAGAAGAGAGGCUCUGGAGAGGGCUAAGAGAAAUGGUAGCAUCGUCUCUAUGAACCAGAAAGAUGCAUUUGGCCGUAGUAUGGAGCUCAUGGAUGUAAUGGUGGAAAAUAUUGAUGGGAAAAAGGAGAAGGUGCAUGAUAAUCAUGUGUCUCCUUGUCCGCCAAAAGGGAUACCCAAACUCAAGUCACAGAUGAGCUCCAGCAGCCCUACCAAGACCCUUGAACCGAGCUACCAAGAGCACGCCAUGCCGUCUAGCAGCCCUCAGCAUCUCAGCGCACAGAAACUAGAGGAGAUGUACAACAAGAUGGCUAAGACCCAGUCACAGCCUGACCUCAACAGCAAGGAGAAAGGGCCACUGUCGAAAGCAGUUAAAGCUGAAUUUGAGAUGGAAAGCAUCCCGACUAAAGCCAUCUCGAGCACAGCAGAGGCCAUUACAGACAUGAGGAGCAUGUCCAGCAUUGACAGCUUCAUCAGCUGUGCCACUGACUUUCCUGAGAGCUCUCGCUUUUCCCAAAGCCCCAUCAGUAGCAUACCAGGGAGGGUCAGCACCAAUCCCAGUCUGGAGCCCACUUUGGAGAAUGAGCAUGAAGGAUCCCAGGGCACCACUACACCCCUGAUAGGAGAAAGCACCAAGCAUGGCCCGUAUUCUGGCAGUCCCAAGAGUGUGCACUUCAAAAACCCACUCAAAUGCUCACUCAAGGUCAGCUUCAGAGGUGGGGAGGAUUCGGGGACCGGGGUCCUCUCUGACAGCUCAUCAGUCCAGAGUCCUGAGGUGUCUGUCUACACAACUGCCAGCAGCAGGACACCUACCAAGAGCCCGGAGAAUUUACCGCCUAGCAUCUUCACAUUCCACGAUUCAUCGAUCAAUAAAUUCAUUGAUGCUGACACCGAUGAGGAGGAGCACCUGCAUGAUGGUUCAGGCACCAAACCAACCCAGAGACUCCUGGAAAAAGCCAACCACACGGAGGACGUGCAGAGGAGGCGGGGGAACAGCACACUGCCACUAGAAGGGCAGGAAAACCAUGUGGCUCAGGAACUACAGCCACUUCAGGGAGAGCAGAGUCACUCUAACGCUUAAAAGUUGAAUACAUGCAGGAGAGGAGGAAGCAGGAGGGGGAAUAAGAAGCACAGUGAACACAUGAAAACUGAACUUCCCAAAAAUAUGAAACGCACUGAAAACAUUUGAAGAAUAACAAUAUAAAAUGCUUCUCUCAUGAAAAUACAACAAGCGUGGACAACGGGAAAGAUUUUUUGUGUUUUGCUCUCAAAUUUUUUCCUACCAAGGACUCCUAAAUAAAUUAAUUUAACCGAGGACUCUAACAGGUUUUAAAAAUGGCAAGGAAGACCCGUCUGAUAAUUUGUACUAUUUAUACAUUUAUUUUAGCCCAGAAUAUCAUCUAAUAAUUCAGCCUAGUUGUAAGAGUAUAGAAUAUGAUUUUUUAUAAGCAAAAACCUAUUUUUCUGACCCUGGAUACCAACUUAAAGCCACUAUAGCAAAAGCUGUCCAAACCAGUAGCAAACCACAGAGGGCAUUGAAACAUGGCGCUGUAAAACUGGGAAACUUAAUCAGCUGAGAUAGUUCAAAUACUUCUGUUGUAGUGUGAAGGGGGAACAUUUUUAAGUUUAAGUCAUGAUUAUACAGUGUAUAAUUAUGGCAUUACAAAGGCAUCAGUGUGUUGGGAAAUGUAUAGUUUGCUUCCUUUAUCUUCCUUCCUCAAAACUGGCCUUAGUUUAUGUUGUCGCCCAUGUUUUAUGUUUGUGUUUGUACGAGUGAGAAAGAGAGACGUGGACGGACAGACGUAUAAAAUAUAAGAGUGUGCAAUGAUUAUCUUUCAUAUACAGUAUAUUUAUUGUGACGUAAGACUUAUUGGUCUCUUGUCUUAAGUGUGGACUUGAGGAGAAUGUGUUUCAGUCUGUUUCUGUUCAUCAGGAGUUUAGUGUCUUGCUCGUCGAUAUUUUUUACUGCACUGAAAGCGUUUCGACAAAACAGAGAGACACUGUGAGGCUACAUCCAUCGAUUUCCUUCAUGUUCCCAUUGUGCCCGACUGCUGGCAAGAGAGAGCACCUUAACGUGAUAAUUCUUUUUAUUAUGAAUGCAGAAAAGGAAAACUCUUUAUUCUUGUCUGUUUACUCGUUUUGAUUGUUUCUAAAUGUGUGUGUGUGUGUGUGUGUGUGUGUGUGUGUGUGUGUGUCCCUCAGAUUGGUGGAAAAAAUCAAAAAAAGCGUAUUGUGUCAUUUCAAAACUUUCUCAAAGGUGUUCCGGAGGAAUCAUGAUUCCUAUUGUAGCUGAUAAUCUGAACUUCAUGUAGAAUGACAGUGCUUACUGUACGAGCAUCACCACAGCUGGAAAGACAGCACUGAAAAUCACAGAGAUUUUCCGCGUUGAGCCUCCAGCUGUGUAGUGUUUGAGUGUGAAUAUUGUAACUAUAUAACUACAGAAGUAGAAUAUUACAAGAAAACACAUUUAUUGUACAAGAAAAAGAAUCAAAAUAAUUUAUAUUUUUAAGAUAUUUUCUAAAAAGAAUGGACUCGUAGACAAAUAUAUUGUGCUAAUCUCGUAGUUUUGCAUUUCAAUAUACAUUAUGUACUGCAUUAUUUUGACGGAGUUGCAUUUAUUAGAUGAUAUACUGUCGUAGAUACAUUUGUAUUGUUUGCUACUGUCUCCCUGUAAAUGUCUGUCCCUCUAUCCUCGUGUGCAAUGUGAAGAACCAAAGAAUUGUUCUUUCUGAUAACUCAUACAGACGAUAUUUUAUCUCAAAAUGUUCGAAAUGUAAGCAUUCCUUUUCUAAACAGCAGAAUCUGAUAUAUUUCAGGGAGCCGUACUUGCUCAUUCGGUACAAACAUGUCGACGGAGAAGAAAAGCUGCUGACGAUAUUGAAAAGAGAGGAACGAAGGAAAAAAAAGGAGAGACGCGGCACUUUAUUUUACAUCCAUUCUGAAAAGCUAAUUCGAUUAUUUACACACUGUGGAUCUUGCCAAGUGGUUCACUUCCAGAAAUCCCAAACAUUAUGCUCAUAUGAGUUCACAUGACAUCUCUUCCAAACAUAAAGCCACCUCGCAGCAUUGUACAGCUCGCCUCUAAGGCGCACAAACAGCAUGGAGGUACCUUGUGUGUCUGUUGGGGGCUUUAGUUUCGACCAAAUAUCCUGCAUCCUGCUUUUCUGUACGCACCUGACUCCAAACAUAUGGCCGGUCUGAGUUUAGAUCAUCUGGUGCUCUCAUGCUCUUCAUUAAUCACGCAAGCAUGGUUUUAUAACAUUAUAAAGUACACCACAUAUCACGCAAGCAUGCUACAAAGCAUCUAUUUUUAGUAGUAUCUAUUUAAAGUAGUAUUUACUCUGUAUGCCUGUUUACAAUCAUGAGACAUAAUAUGAGUUAGAUAUUUCUGUGCCUUUGCUUUUAAUAAACGCCUGCCCCGCAUACUGAAUCUGUCGCUAUCUAAUGGAGACUGAAUGACAGCUAAACAAAGUGUACAGCAAAUAAACACACAGUGAACUGGGUCACCGAGCUCUCAGACUGCUAUAUUAGAUGUCCGUACUUUCCUGUGCAGUUACACUUAAACGCGCCCAACAUUUACAUGAUAAGGGCCCCGAUCAAAAACAAAACAAACAGGUGCACCACACUCUCAGCAGUAGAGCGAACCACCGCUGUUUCCAUGGCGAUGGUUGAGAUGAACUGGAUGGCUCAUAUUUGAUGCAAGCAAGGAGCCUGAUUUGUAGAAAUGAAGUCUCAAACAUACGCAGUGUUUACGUUCUGUUAAUGCAUUCAUUCAUCCGCUCCUUCAUUCAUCUAUGUUUUUCCCUCCUCGCCUGCAGCUUCAAUCUGCUGAGGUUUGAAUUUAUUGAGGAAGCAACAAACAGAAAACUGGAUUUUCCUCCUUUAUUUCACUCUCUGUCUGUCACAAAAACAUCACAUGUAUCUCAGCAAGACAGAGCAUGACUACAGCAAACCAAGGUGUUGUUGCAAUGAUGUGUAUAUUCAUUCUCAUCCACCUUAUCCCGCAGAGGGGGUGAGUGUGAAAUGUGAAUGGAAUAGGAACAAGCAGUGUGUGACAGAGAGAGAGCUGUCAUCCUGAUUACAACUGACAUCCCUAAUGACGAGUGUAGCACUCUGCUUCUUCACACGUCCAACUCUUUAACACAAACAUCAUUUAAAACAUUGUCUGUGAGCUCUUUUUUAGAAAGUAAAGCAUGCCCCGAGACAGGAGAAAUACCAUCAUAUUACAUCAUUUACAAACUAAGUUACACGGCCAGAUCAUGCACACUGGCACUGGUGUGAUUUUCCAUUACAAGCUCAGGCCUUGUGGGUGAAUCUUUUGUGCAGAAUGACAAUGCAAAAAAAAAAAUGGCACUUGGGUUGAGGAUGUGUUCAUUUCUGUGAUUCUAAAAAUAUCAUCCUGGGCAUGCAAAGGGAGGGCCUGGGCCAACAGGAAAGGCUCAGUUACACCAAUGUCUUUGGUCAGACGGUGUCAUGAGAGUUCUGGGGAACAAACUUUUGAAACAGGAAUCUGACAAAAAAUGGAAACUAUACAAAUAGUCACUGGUGUGUGGGAUCUGUUACAGCCCUUAACGCUGCAUGGUAAUAGGAUAAAAAUGUCAGAAGGACAAAUGGUGAUGUGGCUCUCACUACUCAUGGCAUUAAAAAGAGAAGAGAAGACUGGAUAGAUAAGAAAGGGUCUCACAGAGUGGAGAUUCAUUAACAUUUAUCACAAAACAGUCAAACAUGCAGUAAACACCGACAGAAGAAUCGAGCCUCUCCAAAUAAGCCAUAGUUAAAUGGUAACAACUCUUUCCUCUGUUGGAUGAACGUUAACAAUAUCCUUCUUGCUUUUUUUCCCCCUUGUUUUCUGAACUGCACUUUAUUGAUUUGUCUGUAUUAAAUACUUUGCUCUUUAGUGAACAUGCAAAUAAAAAUGUCAACAUACAUAAGAUACACAUUGGUUCAAAUACAGUUUUCCAAAAGCACAAGUGUUAAUAAUGUCAAUAAGAAUCCUUUCAUCAAGCACAAUAUGCCACACGAGAGGUUUAAGCCAAAUACUGACACAAAAUUGGAUUUUUCAGAAAUGUACCCCUUCUUCAGGGAAAUAAUCACCUCUGUUCAACUCACACAGGUCUGUAACUGCCCUUACUGUGUCUGGGAAUAUGUUUGUUUUGUAAAGUUUCAUACUUUGUACCAGUUGACUUUGUAGAAUAAUAUCUUUGUGGUUUCUUGUUGUUCGACGCAUGUAGCGCUGUUAAACUGUUAAACUUUGACACACAGAACUUGUAAAUAUCAUCUAAGAAGCUAUAGGAAAAUGUCUAUGAUCAGCAAUUUUGAAGCAAUUUUCUCCUUUUACUGACUGAUGCUUAAUAAAAGACAAUA
Larimichthys crocea (large yellow croaker) is the source of this 7048-nucleotide messenger RNA. Its product is annotated as potassium voltage-gated channel subfamily B member 1. NCBI's taxonomy places the organism in Eukaryota, Metazoa, Chordata, Actinopteri, Sciaenidae. Gene Ontology annotation, biological process: protein homooligomerization; action potential; potassium ion transmembrane transport. Gene Ontology annotation, cellular component: voltage-gated potassium channel complex; membrane. The record is from RefSeq and is a predicted model, not a curated record. Gene Ontology annotation, molecular function: delayed rectifier potassium channel activity; protein binding. The transcript has 3 exons. Bases 408 to 2765 code for a protein of 785 amino acids.